Messenger RNA from Arabidopsis thaliana (thale cress), 183 nucleotides. RefSeq lists its product as uncharacterized. Bases 1 to 183 code for a protein of 60 amino acids. The record is from RefSeq and is marked reviewed. Lineage: Eukaryota; Viridiplantae; Streptophyta; Magnoliopsida; Brassicales; Brassicaceae. The transcript has a single exon.
AUGCUUGCGAAUUGCACAGAGAACGAAAACAAAGAGAGAGCAUUAAUUAGGGAAGAAGAUGAAGAAGAGAAAUGGGAGUUUGCAAGAAAACAAUUAAUGGGUUUUGUUUUGUCUUCCUCCAUUAAUGCGCCGAAUGCUCUGCUCUGCUUCCCACUCUUCAUCAUUAAUGGUUUUGCUCUGUAA